Messenger RNA from Salvia hispanica, 2409 nucleotides. Its product is annotated as LEAF RUST 10 DISEASE-RESISTANCE LOCUS RECEPTOR-LIKE PROTEIN KINASE-like 2.4. Gene Ontology annotation, molecular function: polysaccharide binding; ATP binding; protein kinase activity. Gene Ontology annotation, biological process: protein phosphorylation. NCBI's taxonomy places the organism in Eukaryota, Viridiplantae, Streptophyta, Magnoliopsida, Lamiales, Lamiaceae. The record is from RefSeq and is a predicted model, not a curated record.
UGGUGAUGCUGCAAAAUCAGUUGUCAUGUUUUGUUAAACAUAGAUUGAUUAUUAGCUCCAUUAGCCAUGAUAUCAAGUGAUCAAAGCCUCAUCACUUUAUCUCUCUUCUUGAUUCUUUCAGUCCAUAGUUUGUUUGAAUCUUGUGACGCCAUAUGCACUUCUUCUUCGUGCGGAAUCAUUCCCAACAUCAGCUUCCCUUUCCGCCUCAAGGGCGACCCCAAGAAUUGCGGUGAUCCAAGAUUUGAAUUAUCAUGUGAAAAUAAUGUGACCUCCAUCUCCCUUAACUCUCACAAAUACUAUGUCCAAACAUUCAACUACACCAACAAUGAUGACUACACCAUGAGGCUGGUUGAUGCUUCCAUAAACAACGACGACAUCUGCUCGUUUCCCACCUACUCCUUAUCUGCCUAUGACUUCACCUUUGAUAAUCCUAAUAGUCUUCCCUACCUAUUCCCGAUUAAUCCCCUGCCUAUAAACUUGAUAAGCUGCCCAAAUCCAUUGAGGAAUUCAUCCAUUUUUACUGAUAUAACUACUCAUUGUGUCUCUAACUCAUCCCAACAUCACAGUUAUGCUUAUAUCAAAGUCGGCAAUAUGAUGGCCUCAGAGAUGCCAUACACUUGUAAAUUAGACUCCGUAGCGAUGACAUCCUGGCAUAAAUUUAAGGAUUUGAAGAAUGUUUCGCUUUCAGAAAUCCAUGAGUCCCUCUUGUAUGGAUUUGAACUCACCAUCUGCCCCGCGUGUGGAACGUCCGAAGUCUCGUUAUUUCGGGAGCUUCUCCCAAUCCUUGUGGUCAUUCUAUCAUGUGUAGGUAUGUUUUGUGCAGUAGUAAACCCUCCUGUAUUCAGCAUAUGUGGAUUAGGCGCUGUAUCACUACUCUUAUUUCAUAUUGUAUUGCUAUUGAUCUAUAAAAUAGCAAAUACCGGGCCUAAUCAAAGAAGUGACCCAUUCGAUUAUGGAUUACCGUUCAGUAUACUAUAUCGAAUAGCAACCCAUAUACUAUACUCACCUAAACUUAUUUAUGUCUCGCCAUUGAACCCACUGCUCGCCGAAAUAGCAGUUGCCAUCGGCUUGAUCGUCUCGCUAUUGAGGAUUAUCAUUUUUCCUUUUGUGUUGUGGCUUUUGAUCUACAAAUUCCGAAGAAGACAUUUGUCCGAAUAUAACGCUAUAGAAUCAUUCCUGCAGAGUGAUAAUAAACUCUCACCAAUCAGAUAUUCAUAUUCGGAUAUAAAGAGAAUGACAAGAGGUUUUCAAGAAAAACUAGGUGAAGGAGGCUAUGGUUGUGUUUACAAAGGAAAGCUUCGAAGUGGACAUCAUGUAGCAGUCAAAAUGCUUGGAAAAUCGGGAGGAAAUGGGCAAGACUUUAUAAAUGAAAUAUCAACUAUUGGAAGGGUACAUCACGUUAAUGUGGUGCAACUUAUUGGAUAUUGUGCUCAAGGCUCCAAGCGUGGCCUCGUCUUUGAUUUCAUGCCCAAUGGUUCUCUUGAAAAGUACCUCUUCAAUCGAGAAAAGAUGAAUUACUUAAACUGGAAUACAAAGUUCGAUAUUGCCGUUGGAAUAGCUCAAGGAAUUGAAUAUUUGCAUCGAGGGUGUGAUAUCCAAAUUCUUCAUUUUGACAUCAAGCCUCACAACAUUCUCCUCGAUCAGAACUUCAUCCCCAAAAUAUCUGAUUUCGGGCUAGCCAAGUUAUACUCUGCAGAGAAGAAGGUAGUUACGUUAACGGCCGCUAGAGGAACCAUAGGAUAUGUUGCUCCAGAACUAAUCAACCGGGGUAUAGGCGGAGUCUCUUCCAAGGCGGAUGUGUAUAGUUUUGGGAUGCUGCUGAUGGAAAUGGUCGGCUUAAACAGAGUGAUGAAGGAAAACAAAGAUGAUUCUACAAAGUAUUUCCCAAAUUGGAUAUAUGACCACAUUAAGCAAGGCAGGGAGAUUGAAAUUGAAAGGGUGGAGGAGAACAGUGGUAAUGAUGAGAAUGAGAGGGUUCGGAAGAUAACAAUAGUUGCGUUAUGGUGUAUACAAAUGAAUCCAGAUGAUCGUCCAUCAAUGAAUCAAGUGUUGCAAAUGUUAGAAGGUGAUGUUGACCGGUUGCAGAUUCCAGAGGUUCCAUCAUUACAAUCAACCCAAAUUUCAUCAUCACAAUCAACACAAAUUGCUGGAAGUGAGGAAGAGAGUUGGCUUACAGAUGCAACUGAUUCUGUAUCAUUGCUCCAUCAUAACAAUGCCGGCAACAUUGAGAUUACUAUUGCAUGAAGUGAACCUCUAGUUCCCAGUCUUCCUUUCUUCACCUUUCUCUUCGUCUACAUGUGUUAGUUCUAUACUUAUAGUUGUGUUUUUGAAUCGUGAACAAACAGAUCUAUGUAAUCAAUUAAUCAGUUCUUUUGUGCAUCAAAAAUUCAAUAGUGAAUUUGGCAAGUA